AUGAGGUCGCUUACUCUACUACUCUCGCUCAGCACUGCCCUGCGCUCGGUUGCUGCUCCGCACCCCGCAUCUCCGCAGGGCCAGAUUCCUUUGGGAGGCAUCCCAUCCGCUUCCACCUCCGAAGUAGGGAUAGGGAUAGGGAUAGGGAUAGAGGAAGAUCCAUUCCCCCCCGCGGCGGGAUCAGGACACAAUGACCUCGAGGACGUCAUCAAUGCCUCGCCGCUGCUGUCCUUCCACCGCGACCUCGUCUCCAUCGAGAGCAUCAGCGGCCACGAGGCCCGCGCCGCCGCCUUCGUCGCGGACUUUCUCGAGGCGCACAACUUCACCGUCGUCAAGCAGCCCGUCGCCGGCGACCGCGUCAACAUCUUCGCCUCCCCGCGCGCCCACGCGCACUCCCGCCCCGAGAUCCUCCUCACCAGCCACCUCGACACCGUCCCGCCCUUCAUCCCGUACUCGCUGCACCGCAACGACAGCCGCCCCACCGACAGACAGUUGAUCCGCAUCGCCGGCCGCGGCGCCGUCGACGCCAAAGCCUCCGUCGCUGCCCAGAUCUUCGCCGCGCUCGACAUCCUGCACGCCGACCCGUCCGCCCCGCUCGGCCUCCUCUUCGUCGUCGGCGAGGAGGUCGGCGGCGACGGCAUGAAGGCCUUCUCGCACGACCCGCGCCUCAACCCGGCCCCCUCCCGCUUCCACACCGUCAUCUUCGGCGAGCCCACCGACUUCGCCCUCGUCGCCGGCCACAAGGGCAUGCUCGGCUUCGAGGUGCUCGCGUCCGGCCGCCCCGCCCACUCAGGCUACCCGUGGCUGGGCCGCUCCGCCGUCUCCGCCAUCCUGCCCGCGCUGCGCCGCGUCGACGCCCUCGGCCACAUCCCCGUCCACCACGGCGGCCUGCCCGCCAGCCACAAGUACGGCCGCACCACCCUCAACAUCGGCGUGCUCGAGGGCGGCGUCGCCACCAACGUCGUGCCGGCCGCCGCCCGCGCCGACGUCGCCGUGCGCCUGGCCGCCGGCUCCGUCGACGACGCCCGCGCCAUCAUCGCCGCGGCCGUGGCCGACGCCACCCACCGCGACCCCGCCGUCGUCGUCGACUUCUCGCGCCACCUCGAGGCGUACCCGCCGCAGGACCUGGAUGUCGAUGUCCCCGGCUUCGAGAUCACGACCGUCAACUACGGGACCGACGUGCCGAAUCUGCACCUCCAUCCGCGCCCCGAUGGCCCCGUCAAGCGCUAUCUGUAUGGCCCCGGGAGUAUCUUUGUCGCGCAUGGCGAGAAUGAGGGCCUGACGGUCGGGGCGCUCGAGGAGGCGGUCGGCGGGUAUAAGAAGCUGGUGCAGGCUGCGUUGGAGCGGACUCGUGCUUAA
This is a messenger RNA of Aspergillus clavatus NRRL 1, 1359 nucleotides long. Its product is annotated as putative peptidase. The record is from RefSeq and is a predicted model, not a curated record. Gene Ontology annotation, molecular function: hydrolase activity. Lineage: Eukaryota; Fungi; Ascomycota; Eurotiomycetes; Eurotiales; Aspergillaceae. Bases 1 to 1359 code for a protein of 452 amino acids. The transcript has a single exon.